CCAGGUGUUAGAGCAACUGGUGACAGAACGCUACACAGGUGGUAGUCAUGGAAUAAGAGAGCACAUCCUCAGGAUGAGUAAUAUGGCAGCAAAGCUCAAGCCCAUGGAUGCGGAUCUGGAGAUCAAACCAGCACUCCUGGUCCACCUGGUCAUGGCUUCACUGCCACAGGAGUUUGCAACUUUUGUUGUAAACUAUAAUAUGUCACUUGGAACAUGGGACAUUGAAAAGACAAUAGCAAUGUGUGUCCAAGAAGAGGACAGACUCAAAGCCGCACAUGGUGGUUCAAUCAACUAUGUGAAGGAUUGGAAGAAAAAGAACUACAAUCAAAACAACAAAAGUUCUCCUUCAAAGAAUGGAAAAGCCCCCUAUCAGCAUCAGCAUCAGCAACAACCUUUCUCAGUGGACAAAGACACGUGUCUCCACUGCAAGCAGAAAGGGUAUUACAAGAAAGACUGCGCUGCUUGGCUGAAGUCAGUCAUGGCAAAAAGAGGGAUUCCAUUCGACGCGAACUACGCUAAGAAGCGAAAGACGCAUUGAAGUGGCAAACGGAGUUGAAGCAAAAGUUGAAGCUGUCGGUGAUAUCUCCUUGGAGUUAGCUGGCGGAUUCAAUCUUCUACUUAGAGAUGUUUUAUUUGUUCCAUCAUGUCAUAGAAACUUAAUUAGUGUUUCUUGUUUGGACAAAGAUAAUUAUGAAUGUCAUUUUGGACAUGGCAA
Triticum aestivum (bread wheat) is the source of this 715-nucleotide messenger RNA. RefSeq lists its product as uncharacterized. The coding region runs from base 74 to 538 and encodes 154 amino acids. The transcript has 2 exons. NCBI's taxonomy places the organism in Eukaryota, Viridiplantae, Streptophyta, Magnoliopsida, Poales, Poaceae. Gene Ontology annotation, molecular function: zinc ion binding; nucleic acid binding. The record is from RefSeq and is a predicted model, not a curated record.